UUAGCUCGGGUCUCGUCGCUGUGCUUUCCCGCUCCAGCAGCAACUGCCACAGCCGUCUGUGUCGCUGUCGUUGUCGCGAUCGCCUUCACCGCGCGCUCCUCGGAACCCACGAACCACCAUGCCCAACAUCGUGCUCUUCAGCGGGAGCUCGCACCAGGACCUGUCCCAGCGCGUCGCCGACCGCCUGGGCCUGGAGUUGGGCAAGGUGGUCACCAAGAAGUUCAGCAACCAGGAGACCAGCGUUGAGAUCGGUGAAAGUGUAAGAGGGGAAGAUGUCUACAUCAUCCAGAGUGGCUGUGGAGAAAUUAACGACAACCUCAUGGAACUGCUUAUCAUGAUCAACGCGUGCAAGAUUGCCUCAUCUUCCCGGGUGACCGCCGUGAUCCCAUGUUUCCCAUAUGCCCGGCAAGACAAAAAGGACAAGGUAGGAGAGAGCCGUGCUCCAAUUUCUGCAAAGCUUGUGGCCAACAUGCUCUCGGUUGCUGGAGCUGAUCAUAUCAUCACCAUGGACUUACAUGCCUCUCAGAUACAGGGAUUCUUUGAUAUUCCUGUGGAUAAUUUAUAUGCGGAACCAGCAGUCCUGCAGUGGAUUCGGGAGAAUAUCACCGAGUGGAGGAACUGUAUCAUUGUUUCCCCCGAUGCGGGGGGAGCCAAAAGGGUCACUUCUAUUGCUGACAGGCUGAAUGUGGAAUUUGCUCUGAUCCACAAAGAGAGGAAGAAAGCAAAUGAAGUGGACCGGAUGGUUCUGGUGGGUGACGUGAAGGACCGCGUGGCCAUUCUGGUGGAUGACAUGGCUGAUACGUGCGGCACCAUCUGCCACGCUGCAGAUAAGCUACUCUCAGCCGGAGCCACCAAAGUUUAUGCGAUUCUUACCCAUGGGAUUUUCUCUGGGCCAGCCAUUUCCAGAAUUAAUAAUGCUGCCUUUGAAGCUGUUGUUGUCACCAACACAAUCCCACAAGAGGACAAGAUGAAACACUGCUCCAAGAUUCAGGUGAUUGACAUUUCGAUGAUUCUGGCCGAGGCCAUCCGAAGGACACACAAUGGGGAGUCUGUGUCUUACCUGUUCAGCCAUGUCCCACUGUAAAUGCGGAAUUUGAAAUGUGAGCAGGUCUAUUUGGACUACUCACUCAUCUGUUUGAUUUUUUUUUUUUUUUUUAGCAUUAGGACUCUGUAAUGAUAGCAUAUCACUGGCAGAAAGCAUCAGAUCUUUGUAUACUCUGAGAGUCAUUGUUUCCCCUUUAAAGC
This is a messenger RNA of Dipodomys spectabilis (banner-tailed kangaroo rat), 1245 nucleotides long. It is a transcript of the gene Prps2, whose product is annotated as phosphoribosyl pyrophosphate synthetase 2. Gene Ontology annotation, biological process: purine nucleotide biosynthetic process; ribonucleoside monophosphate biosynthetic process; 5-phosphoribose 1-diphosphate biosynthetic process. NCBI's taxonomy places the organism in Eukaryota, Metazoa, Chordata, Mammalia, Rodentia, Heteromyidae. The record is from RefSeq and is a predicted model, not a curated record. Gene Ontology annotation, molecular function: magnesium ion binding; ribose phosphate diphosphokinase activity. The transcript is spliced from 7 exons. The coding region runs from base 119 to 1084 and encodes 321 amino acids. Gene Ontology annotation, cellular component: cytoplasm; ribose phosphate diphosphokinase complex.